GGCGCGAUAUUUCGCACGAAUCGCAACGCCUCUGUGUGCGACCGUCACCGUGUAUUAUAAUGAUUGAAAACGAUAUUUAAUUUUGGUGUAUUGGUGAUGCCUAUUUGGUAUUUGAGCCCAAGGUUGCAUAUUGAGAUUAUUAGCAAAUAAUGAUUUCUCUUUUACUUUCUAAGCGGCUUUGAAUUGAUACUGAAUUGGAGUUCAACUUUGAGUUGGCUCACGGACCAGUCCUGAGAGUCGGCAGCGAUGGGCUCGGACGUGGCGUCUGAGCCGCGCCGCCGGAGCGCGCUCUUCACGUCGCCGGCGAUGCGGCGCAGCCUGUCGGCGGCGGCGGCCGGCUCGGCGGGCAAACGGUCGCCGCAGGGCCGGCGCAGCAGCCGCGGCGCCGCGCCGGAGGUGGAGCCCUUCGACAUUCCGCAGCACGAUGAGGAGGCGGAGCGGCGCCAGGAGCAGCAGCAGCAGGCGGCCGCCGACCGGCGCCGCUCGCUGCCCGGCAUCGCCGGCCUCAGCCACGGCCAGCUGGCGGCCCACUACGCCAGCUGCGUCAAACUCAGCGCCGAAAACAAAAUCAACACCAAGAACGCCUUCAGCCUGCAGCUCAUCGACUGCAUGGCACAGAUGAUGCGACAGAAGAAGUCGGACCUGGAUAACUUUCAGGUGGCCAGCUACACCCUGGAUGCCUCGGCCAAGAUCUACGGCUACCGCGUGGAGGCGCUCCACGGGGAGACGCUGCGCAUGGCCGGCGGGCUGGGCCGAGCCGACGGAAAACCUAAGGAGGACGGCGACACGCCGGCCGGGGACGACGGGGCCGCGCCGGGCGCCGAGAAACGACGCAGAAAGACGCGUCGUAUGGCCACGGUGCGCAGUAACCUGGCGGCGAUCACGGGCCGGUCGGGCGGCGCGGCGGCCGUCUCCGGCGCCGGCCGGACACCCUGGGCCGCCGCCGAGGACGGCCGACCCGGCUGCGCCGCCUUCCUCAGCCUGCUCUGGACCCGGGACGACGGCCAGGAGCUGAUGGUGGACGGCGAGGGUCGUCCGGCCGCCGCCACCGCCGUGCCAGAGCCGCCCGAGCAGCAGCCGCCCGCCGUCACCGUGCCCGCGGUGGAGGAGCGGGUGCUGUGCCCGCCCCUGGAGAGGUUCUCCUUCACCUCCUGGAGCGUGGAUCAGGAACAGGAUAACGAGCGGAUGGAGAUGCCGCCGCCGCCGGCGCCGCCGCCAGCCGACCCUCGACACAGGUUCGAUAUGAACGCCCCGCCGCACAGCCCCAUAGCCGAGGAGGAUCCCAUGUUUGGAGGGAUGGAUGACGACUGUGAUGACGGCGCCGACGGCGGCGGCGGCGGCGACACGCUGGUGACGGUCGGCGGCGCCGGCUGCCGGCCCGCCGAGCGGCCCACCCUCGUCAGCAUGGUGUCCGCGGUGCCGCAGGAGUACAGCUACUUUGACCAGCCGCGCCUGCUGGCCUGGGCCGGACCGCGACACUGGAAGCCGCGUCUGCCCGCCGGCGCCGCGCGGCCGGCCGUGCCCGCCGAGCCGGGCCGCCGCCGUCGGCGCAAAGAGAUCGAGCCGUUCGACUAUGACGUGGAGGUGGACUGGAAGUCGGCCUUUGCCGUGCCCAAGAAGGCCACCCAGCUCAAACAGGCCACCAUGAAAAAAUGGAGUGACGAGAAGACCACGCUGCCCGAGGACCUGCACUACGACGUGGCCAGCCUCUUCAAGUUAUUCCUGCGCCCGGACAUGCGUAUCGUACGGGACCUGGCGGCGGCUGCCGACUCCCAGUCUCAGGUGGACCUGGAUGGCAGCGUGGCCGACUACGACUACGAUAACGACAGGGAUACGGCCGACUACUGUCCCGAUGUACCGCUCAGUGAGGGCUGCGACGACUACGACCAGGAGGCGACGUUCCUGCCGUCGGGCGGCGCGUGCGACGCCAGUGAGCUGCUCUCCUCCACACAGGUGGUGCUGGACACACCGGGCGGACUGCUCAUCGGGGACAACCUUGUGCAGGCGCCGAAAAAGGUGGAGAGGAUCCUCAUUCCGUACGCUCGGACGGCCAAGAAGAUGGACAUGCGGAAGCUGAAGGCGGCCAUGUGGGAGAUCCUGGCGGACAGAGGAAAUGACGACAAGGAGAACGCCACCACUCCGUCCCGUAGCGUGCUGAAGGAGGCGGUGAUGCCGCCCGGGCGCGACUACAGUUUCCGAGAGCUGUACCACCGUCUGCCCAGCCACAUGUCGACCAAGAUGGCGGACAACCUGAGCGUGGCGCUGGCGUUCACGGCUCUGCUGCACACGGCCAACGAGAGGUGUCUGAGGAUCACCGGCACGCGCCGGAUGGAGGACUUCUUCAUAGCGCAGGACACGCCGUGAGAGAGUCGGCCAGUGCCGGGCGGAGUUUCGGGAGGAGUUGUGUUGUAAGUUACGAUCCGGGUGGGGGGUUCCGAUGUGUGAAAGGGAGAUGCGAGGAGAAUGGAUGUACAAAGUGAUAUGUUUAGGUUCGUAUGGAUAAGCGGAUGUCUGUAUUGUACGUUGUCGGUAGUGUAGCAUACCGUGCUGGGGUUUCGGUCGGUGGUGUCGCCUGUACGGCCUCUCACCGGACAGUGCCCGUCUGUCGCCGAGUGUCCGCUCUCCAAAUGUACAGUCUUCCAUCUCUAGCCGGCCCCGGCGGACGGACACAGGCCGAUCGACACGGUGUUCGUUCAGUUAUAUUAUCCCCGCGACCGCGGCCGCCGGGGCAUCAUUGACAGUGAGGCCGUAAGACGGCGCUAGCGUUCACACUCAUCAUCACACUCAUAUUCAGAUUCCCCGACCCCUGGUUUUUGUUGGGUCGGCGUUUGUAUGCACUAACAAGCAACAGACCUUUUAACACAAUGGGCGCGCCGCAGUAGAGGUUUUAGUGGCGCUCGUGUAUCGCAGUAUAGUAUAUAUUCUCUCGCACACUAACCGCUCGACAGAGUACAGCCUCCGCCAGGGAAAGACGCUGCGUGUACAGUGCUGGCGUGCCCUCCUUCCGCGUCUCUGCUUUGUCCAUCACCGACGGGCCGCCCUACCCACCGUUGGCCGUUCGUUUAUCGUCUCACGGCAUUUCGGCGGGCCUCGGACCGACCUCCGGCGAAUACACGAGCUGCCCGUA
Molecule: messenger RNA, 3127 nt
Organism: Amphibalanus amphitrite
Lineage: Eukaryota; Metazoa; Arthropoda; Thecostraca; Balanomorpha; Balanidae
Product: condensin complex subunit 2-like
Exons: 13
Coding region: 247-2364 (705 amino acids)
Biological process (GO): mitotic chromosome condensation
Cellular component (GO): condensin complex
Molecular function (GO): chromatin binding
Source: RefSeq, a predicted model, not a curated record